Messenger RNA from Globicephala melas (long-finned pilot whale), 1263 nucleotides. RefSeq names its product growth factor independent 1 transcriptional repressor (gene GFI1). The record is from RefSeq and is a predicted model, not a curated record. Lineage: Eukaryota; Metazoa; Chordata; Mammalia; Artiodactyla; Delphinidae.
AUGCCGCGUUCGUUCCUGGUUAAGAGCAAAAAGGCUCACAGUUACCACCAGCCGCGCUCCCCGGGACCCGACUAUUCCCUCCGCCUGGAGAAUGUACUGGCGCCAGGCGGAGCAGACAGCACCUCGAGCACAGGCGGGGCGAAGGCGGAGCCCCGGGGCCGUUUGUCCCCCGAGUCUCAGCUGACCGAAGCCCCCGACAGAGCCUCCACGUCCCCCGGCAGCUGUGAAGGCAGCGUCUGCGAUCGGAGCUCGGAGUUUGAGGACUUCUGGAGGCCUCCGUCGCCUUCUGUGUCUCCAGCCUCGGAGAAGUCGGUGUGCCCCUCGCUGGACGAAGUUCAGCCCUUCCCCCUGCCCUUCAAGCCGUACUCGUGGAGCGGUCUGGCGGGUUCCGACCUGCGGCACCUGGUGCAGAGCUACAGGCCGUGCGCGGCCCUGGAGCGCGGCGCCGGCCUGGGCCUCUUCUGCGAGCGCGCCCCGGAGCCAGGCCACCCCGCGGCGCUGUACGGCCGGGACCGGGCUGCUGGCGGCGCGGGGGCCGGGGCACCCGGGGGAGGCAGCGCAGGAGGCGGAGCUGCCGGCGGCGCGGGCCUGGGGCUCUACCGCGACUUUGGGCCCGCGGCGGCAGGACUGUACGAGAGGCCGGCGACCGGCGGACUGUACCCGGAGAGCGGCCACGGGCUGCACGGCGACAAGGGCACCGGCGUCAAGGUGGAGUCGGAGCUGCUGUGCACCCGCCUGCUAAUGGGCGGCGGCGCCUACAAGUGCAUCAAGUGCAGCAAGGUGUUCUCCACACCGCACGGGCUCGAGGUGCACGUGCGCAGGUCCCACAGCGGCACGAGACCCUUUGCGUGCGAGAUAUGCGGCAAGACCUUCGGGCACGCGGUGAGCCUGGAGCAGCACAAAGCCGUGCACUCGCAGGAACGGAGCUUUGACUGUAAGAUCUGUGGCAAGAGCUUCAAGAGGUCAUCUACACUGUCCACACACCUGCUCAUCCACUCAGACACCCGGCCCUACCCCUGUCAGUACUGUGGCAAGAGGUUCCACCAGAAAUCAGACAUGAAGAAACACACCUUCAUCCACACUGGUGAGAAGCCCCACAAGUGCCAGGUGUGUGGCAAGGCAUUCAGCCAGAGCUCCAACCUCAUCACCCACAGCCGCAAGCACACAGGCUUCAAGCCCUUCGGCUGCGACCUGUGUGGAAAGGGCUUCCAGAGGAAGGUGGACCUCAGGCGGCACCGGGAGACACAGCAUGGGCUCAAGUGA